Cavia porcellus (domestic guinea pig) is the source of this 3564-nucleotide messenger RNA. RefSeq names its product zinc finger CCCH-type containing 14 (gene Zc3h14). Lineage: Eukaryota; Metazoa; Chordata; Mammalia; Rodentia; Caviidae. Gene Ontology annotation, cellular component: cytoplasm; nucleus. Bases 151 to 2358 code for a protein of 735 amino acids. The transcript has 17 exons. Gene Ontology annotation, biological process: regulation of mRNA stability. The record is from RefSeq and is a predicted model, not a curated record. Gene Ontology annotation, molecular function: metal ion binding; poly(A) binding.
UUGCACUGGGACUCUGGGCCGGCAGGGGCGGAGACACGCAGUGCGCGCGACCGGAGGCGGAGCGGCGGUGGCUGCUGAGCGGGAGCCCGGGGUGGGCUCCAGGUAAGCGAGACGCUGCGCAGUGCGGAGCCCGCUGGCCGCCGCAGAGCCAUGGAGAUCGGCACCGAGAUCAGCCGCAAGAUCCGGAGUGCCAUUAAAGGGAAACUGCAAGAAUUAGGAGCUUACGUGGAUGAAGAACUUCCUGAUUACAUUAUGGUGAUGGUGGCCAACAAGAAAAGUCAGGACCAAAUGACAGAGGACCUGUCCCUGUUUCUAGGGAACAACACAAUUCGAUUCACCGUAUGGCUUCAUGGUGUAUUAGAUAAACUUCGCUCUGUUACAACUGAACCCUCAAGUCUAAAAUCUUCUGAUACCAAUAUCUUUGACAAUAAUGUGCCUUCGAACAAGAGCAGUUUCAGUCGGGGAGAUGAGAGAAGGCAUGAAGCUACGGUGCCUCCCCUUGCUAUUUCUAGCACUAGACCCGAAAAGAGAGAUUCCAGAGUUGCUGCAAGUUCACAGGAGCAGAAAACAAGUAAUCUGAGACAAACUUACGAUGAUGGAGCUGCAACCCGAUUAAUGUCAACAGUGAAACCUCUCAGGGAGCCAGCGCCCUCCGAAGAUGUGAUUGAUAUUAAGCCGGAACCAGAUGAUCUCAUUGAUGAAGACCUCAAUUUUGUGCCAGAGAAUCCCUUAUCUCAGAAAAAACCUACAGUGACUCUUACAUACGGUUCUUCUCGCCCUUCUAUUGAGAUUUAUCGACCACCUGCAAGUCGAAAUGCAGAGAGUAGUGCUCAUUUAAACAGGUUGCAAUUUCAGCAGCAGCAAAACAGUAUUCAUGCUGCUAAGCAACUGGAUAUGCAGAACAGUCGGGUGUAUGAAACAGAACACACAUGUGAGCCGGAAGUGCUUAACAGCUUAGAAGAGACUUACAGUCCCUUCUUCAGAAACAACUCAGAAAAAAUGAUGAUUGAGGAAGAAAAUUUUAGAAAGAGAAAGUUACCUGUGGUAAGUUCAGUUGUUAAAGUAAAAAAAUUUAAUCACGAUGGAGAAGAGGAGGAGGAAGAUGACGAUUAUGGCUCCCGCACAGGAAGUGUGUCUAGCAGCGUGUCAGUGCCAGCAAAACCUGAGAGGAGACCUUCUCUUCCACCUUCUAAACAAGCUAAUAAGAAUCUGAUUUUGAAGGCUAUAUCUGAAGCUCAAGAAUCUGUAACGAAAACAACCAACUAUUCUGCAGUUCCACAGAAACAGACACUUCCAGUUGCUCCUAGAACGCGAACAUCUCAAGAGGAAUUGCUAGCAGAAGUGGUCCAGGGGCAAAGCAGGACCUCCAGAGUUAGUCCCCCUAUUAAAGAAGAGGAAACAAAAGGAGAUAAUGCAGAAAAAAAUCAAGGUGCUCAGCAGAGGCAGUUGUUAUCCCGACUGCAAAUUGACCCAGUCAUGGCAGAAACGCUGCAGAGUCAAGAUUACUAUGACAUGGAAUCCAUGGUCCAUGCAGACACAAGAUCAUUUAUUCUGAAGAAGCCAAAGCUGUCUGAGGAAAUAGUAGUGGCACCAAACCAAGAGUCGGGGAUGAAGACUGCAGAUACCCUUCGGGUACUUUCAGGACACCUUAUGCAGACACGAGAUCUUGUACAACCAGAUAAACCUGCAAGUCCCAAGUUUAUAGUGACGCUGGAUGGUGUCCCCAGCCCCCCAGGAUACAUGUCAGAUCAAGAGGAGGACAUGUGCUUUGAAGGAGUGAAACCUGUAAACCAAACUGCAGCCUCAAACAAGGGACUCAGAGGUCUCCUCCACCCACAGCAGCUGCAGUUGAUGCAGAGGCAGCUUGGUGACCCAGAUGGUAGCUUUUCCUACGUGGAGAUGAGUGAACUGAAUGUGGCACAGAAGCCAGAGAAGCUUUUGGAGCGCUGCAAGUACUGGCCUGCGUGUAAAAACGGAGACGAGUGCGCAUACCACCAUCCCGUUUCACCUUGCAAAGCCUUCCCCAAUUGUAAAUUUGCUGAAAAAUGUUUGUUUGUUCAUCCAAAUUGUAAAUACGAUGCAAAGUGUACUAAACCUGAUUGUCCCUUCACUCACAUCAAUAGAAGAAUUCCAGUGCUGCCUCCAAAACCAGCAGUUACAACAACGGCAUCUCCUUCUACCAGUCAGCUCUGCCGUUACUUCCCAGCUUGUAAGAAAAUGGAAUGUCCUUUCUAUCAUCCAAAACACUGUAGAUUCAACACUCAGUGUACGAGACCAGACUGCACAUUUUAUCAUCCCACCAUCACUGUGCCACCGAGACACGCCUUGAAGUGGAUCCGACCUCAGACCAGUGAAUGAUCCCCAGUCCUACCUGGCAGAAGAUCAUGCAGUUUGAAAGGUUCUUCCUACUGAUGAAAGAUAAUCUACAGAACUUGUCAAAUCUUUGAAACUUGGAAUACAUUGCUUUCAUAAUAUGAACUUUAUUGCCUAUCUGAAGUGUCUAAUUUUUCAAGUUUGUAAGUUUAUUAUUAAGCGGUUUAACUUGGGGUGUUUUCUUUUGUUAUUUUGUUUUUGGUAUGAGAAGGGUUGAAAGGAAUGGCUGCCUCCAGGCUGUCUGUGCCCGCUGUGUCAGCAUCCGCAGGGAGGCAGUGCUGUCCCUGUGCAUGGAGCGCGGUCCAGGGCUGCACUGCUGAGCGGGGCAGAGUCACUGCCACGGUUGAUGCUGCUCUCACUUCUCCCAGAUCUACCAUGAAAACGGCAACGACUGAAAAUAUUGAGGGGUUUUAAAUAGUUAUUCAGAUUGUGCUUUUAAAAUUUUAAAUGAACUUAGUUUGAAAAGCAUGUCACAGGCAUUUCAAUUUGAGUGCCACUUGGGUAAAAUUGUCUUUCAGUUCUGUGCCUUCUGUGAAGGGAGCUAGGUGGCGUGCGGUGAUAAGUGGAAAAAUAUGAACAAUUCCUCAAAAUGCUUUCAUUCACUGUUAACAUACACUUUUUAAAUUUGGGGAGAACUACAUUAUCACAAAAUUAUACAAAAUUUUUUACAAGUAUAUACAUAAGAUAUCAGAAAACAGACUUUAAAUUUACAAGAUUAUAAAUAUACAUAUAUAUUCCCACAUUCUGAAAAAUAACAUUCUCAGAAAUAACUCCACAGAAAAUAUACUUAGCUACUACUGAAGAUAAUUUUUGGAAAGUUAAAACUAGAUUUUAGUAUAUUUUAAAUGGCAGAACUAUAUAAUUACAGAUCAGAAUUGGUAAACUGCAGAAUAGAACAAAACUUGGCCUACUGUAUUACGUAGUUUUGUGUGUUUUUAAAAGUGUUAAGGCAAGAAGUGUGAAAUGCUGUAGACUUAAAUAACAGAUUUCAAAGACUAUAUAUAUACUAAGUAUUUAAAAAUCAAAGGUUAAAAGGUGGUUAGUAAAGAGUAAUACAAAAGGGAUAAUAAAGACUCGAACAUUUUUCAGGACCAAAUUAAUUGUAACAGAAAAUUCAUUUCCUUGUUUAGUUAUACACCCAAAGGAUGGAUAAUAAACCCUAAUCUGAAAGUCCAUGUUUACGAUUGUAAA